AUGAGCCCCACGGCGGCGGAGGACAGCUCCUCCUCCUACACGCGCUCCUCAGUCGCAUCCACGGCCACCAUGGAGUCCGGCGCCGCGCAGAUGCUGGCUCCUGCACCACCAAGCUGCGCGGUCGGCGGAGACGUCAUCUCGCCGGCGGGCGAGCAGGCCGUCAGGUCGCAGCCGUCGGCGGUGCCGCAGGGUUCUUCGCGGUUCAAGGGUGUCGUGCAGCAGCCCAACGGGCGCUGGGGCGCACAGAUCUACGAGCGCCACACCCGGGUGUGGCUCGGCACGUUCGCCGUCGAGGAGGCCGCCGCGCACGCCUACGACGUCGCCGCGCUCCGGUACCGCGGCCACGAGGCGGCGACCAACUUACCGGGCGCCGGGGCGUCGUCGCCCGAGCUCGCCUUCCUGGCGGCCCACUCCAAGGCGGAGAUCAUCGACAUGCUACGAAAUCACACCUACGCCGACGAGCUGCGCCAGGGCCUGAGGCGCGGCCGCGGCAUGGGCGCACGUGCGCAGCCCACGCCGGCCUGGGCGCGUGUGCCGCUGUUCGAAAAGGCCGUGACGCCCAGUGACGUCGGCAAGCUCAACCGCCUCGUGGUGCCCAAGCACCACGCGGAGAAGCACUUAAAGCGCGGGCCGGAGGCAGCGGCCACCGGCAAGGGCGUGCUCCUCAACUUCGUGGACGGCGAGGGCAAGGUGUGGCGGUUCGGGUACUCGUACUGGAACAGCAGCCAGAGCCACGUGCUCACCAAGGGCUGGAAACGCUUCGUCAGGGAGAAGGGCCUCCGAGCCGGGGACACCAUCGUCUUCUCCCACUCGACGUAUGGCUCGGAGAAGCAGCUCUUCAUCGAUUGCAAGAAGACCAAGGCGACCGCCACCGACGGGGCGCCGGUGCGGAUGCCGGUGCUGCCACCAGCGGAGAAACCAAAUGAAGCCCGUGUAGUCAGGCUGUUUGGCGUCGACAUCGCCGGAGACGGAUGCCAGAAGCGGGCACGGCCGGUGGAGAUUGCGUUCGGGCAUGGGCCGCAGGAAUUUUUGAAGAAGCAAUGCUUGGCGCAUGAUCUCUGUCCUGACCUAGGUGCCGUCUUGUUAUAG
Molecule: messenger RNA, 1089 nt
Organism: Miscanthus lutarioriparius
Lineage: Eukaryota; Viridiplantae; Streptophyta; Magnoliopsida; Poales; Poaceae
Source: the annotation of a GenBank genome assembly